CCAGUCAUCCGCACAUGUGCGGAGCACCCGCCGCCCAUCCCUGCCAGGACCUGAGGAUGCCCGCGCUCGUCCUCGGCGUCGUGCCCGGCCUCCUUGGGGAGCCGCGCGGGUUGGGCGCGCUCCCAGGCGCAUUCCUGGCCGGGCAGCCCCUCCUCCCUCGGCCUUAGCCAAGGGGCUGGCGCCUCCCCGCCUCGCCCGGACUGUCUCGUGCGGGCAGCUACGGACGCUCGUGGCCGCGCUGCUCCAGGGUCCGGUGCACCGCGCACCUGGACCCGAGCAAGGGCCGGACCGCGCGGCGCUCGGGAGCCUCCAGCCUCCCUGCCUUCCUCCCUGCCCGAGCCGCCCUCGGGCCACGCGGCGCCCCGCACCCUGCAGGGGCGUCUGCCGCACCGCUGGGACAAACUCGGCAGGGGAGGCAGACAAAGUUAUUUCCCCCUCCCAAGCAGCAAGAUUCCGAUUGGCAAGAUGGUGCCCAGCUCUCCGCGCGCGCUCUUCCUUCUGCUGCUGCUCCUCGCCUGCUCGGAGCCGCGGGCUUCCCAGAACUGUCUCAACAAACAGCAGCUCAUCUCGGCCAUCCGCCAGCUGCAGCAGCUGCUGAAGGGCCAGGAGACGCGCUUCGCCGAGGGCAUCCGCCACAUGAAGAGCCGGCUGGCUGCGCUGCAGAACUCUGUGAGCAGGGUGGCCCCAGAUGCCCCUCCAGUUUCCUGCCUGGCUCUGAACGCCCCUGCGGAUGGCAGAAAGUUUGGAAGCAAGUACUUAGUGGAUCACGAAGUCCAUUUUACCUGCAACCCUGGGUUCCGGCUGGUCGGGCCCAGCAGCGUGGUGUGUCUUCCCAAUGGCACCUGGACAGGGGAGCAGCCCCACUGUAGAGAUAUCAGCGAAUGCUCCAGCCAGCCUUGUCAAAAUGGUGGAACAUGUGUAGAAGGAGUCAGCCAGUACAGAUGCAUUUGUCCCUCAGGAAGGACUGGGAACCGCUGUCAGCAUCAGGCCCAGACUGCCGCCCCCGAGGGCAGCGUGGCCGGAGACUCUGCCUUCAGCCGCGCGCCGCGCUGUGCUCAGGUGGAGCGGGCUCAGCACUGCAGCUGCGAAGCCGGAUUCCAAUUGAGCGGCGCCGCCGGCGACAGCGUCUGCGAGGAUGUGAACGAGUGUGAGCUCUACGGGCAGGAGGGGCGGCCCCGGCUCUGCAUGCACGCCUGCGUGAACACCCCGGGCUCUUACCGCUGCACCUGCCCCAGCGGAUACCGAACCCUGGCGGACGGGAAGAGCUGUGAGGAUGUAGAUGAAUGUGCGGGCCUGCAGCCAGUGUGCCCCCGGGGGACCACGUGCAUCAACACCGGUGGAGGCUUCCAGUGUGUCAGCCCCGAGUGCCCCGAGGGCAGUGGCAAUGUGAGCUACGUGAAGACGUCUCCAUUCCAGUGUGAGCGAAACCCCUGCCCCAUGGACAGCAGACCCUGCCACCAUCUGCCCAAGACCAUCUCCUUCCAUUACCUCUCUCUGCCUUCAAACCUGAAGACGCCCAUCACGCUCUUCCGCAUGGCCACGGCCUCUGCCCCCGGCCGAGCUGGGCCCAACAGCCUGCGGUUUGGGAUUGUGGGUGGGAACAGCCGCGGCCACUUUGUGAUGCAGCGCUCAGACCGGCAGACUGGGGAGCUGAUCCUCGUGCAGACCCUGGAGGGGCCUCAGACCCUGGAGGUGGAUGUCGACAUGUCGGAAUACCUGGACCGCUCCUUCCAGGCCAACCACGUGUCCAAGGUCACCAUCUUUGUAUCCCCCUAUGACUUCUAAGGGUACACAAGGGCACCGGGGUGAGGAGAUCUGACCUCGUUUCUCUUCCCUGAAGACUCAGCUUUGGGCACUGACUGCGUGGACGUCUCCUCCUCCCGCCUGUUCUGCCCUUUCGCCAGCGCACCCUGGGUACGCUGCACGGUGUCCCAUGAAUAGCACAGACGCGCAGCCAGAAAAUUCAAACUGCUGCCAGCACAUUUUUUGUUCUGCUUUAAGGCCCUUCCCUUAGAUGAUACUCUAACUUUCUCAAAAUUUUUUAUUCAGGAGAUGGGCAGCUUUCCAAAAUGCUGUUCAAAUGGCCUUGUGAGUUUGAACUGGCUGGGGAGAGAAAAGCUGGCAAUGUGUGUCAGAUGGCUAUCAGCCCUUCUGCAUUUUCAUAGCCAGACUUGCUAUAAAUGAAGCGGUUCUAGUCAUGCGGGGGUGGGGCGGGGUCUAGUCAUGCCUCUGCGCAUGCGGCAUAGGAAGUGGCGUCUUCUCCCCUGACCCAGCAGUUGUUCUUAUCUGCCUUUUCCUCUGUGACAGCCUGCCUGCCUUGUCAUCACAGAGCCACAGGAGGGCCUUAAACCCCACACAGAUCCUUCUAGACCAAGGACCCAUUGUUAAAAGCAUGGAUUCUGCCUGAGUUACUUCCCCUUUGAGAAAUCAUAUCUCAAAUACAUAACCUGGUAAUAUAACUGAAGAAAUAAAAGCGAUUGCUCCUCCUGGA
Messenger RNA from Callithrix jacchus (white-tufted-ear marmoset), 2491 nucleotides. RefSeq names its product fibulin 7 (gene FBLN7). The record is from RefSeq and is a predicted model, not a curated record. Gene Ontology annotation, molecular function: calcium ion binding. NCBI's taxonomy places the organism in Eukaryota, Metazoa, Chordata, Mammalia, Primates, Cebidae.